AUGGCGGCCGCGAUGUUCCGGAGCUUGCUGGUGUCGGCGGGGGGGUCCCGCGAGGCGCCCUCCGCGCCCGGCCCGCCGGGCGCCGCCCCCGCCCCGCCGCCGCCUCACCCGCUCGAACCCGGCGCCGCGCUGGAGGCCCAGUUCAGCUGCCCUAUUUGCCUGGAGGUCUACCAGCGCCCGGUCCGCAUCACCCCCUGCAGGCACACAUUUUGUGGGGAAUGCCUGCAGCCCUGUCUCCAAGUUCCAUCUCCUCUCUGUCCCCUUUGCCGCAUGCCCUUUGACCCCAAGAAGGUGGAGAAGGCCUCCAGUGUGGAAAAGCAACUGUCUUCCUUCAAGGCACCAUGUCGAGGCUGCAGUAAAAAGGUGACCCUUGCAAAGAUGAGAUCUCACAUCACAUCAUGUGCAAAAGUCCAGGAACAAAUGGCCAACUGUCCAAAGUUUGUGCCUGUCGUCCCAACAUCCCAACCUAUUCCAAGCAAUAUUCCAAACCGAUCCACGUUUGUCUGUCCCUAUUGUGGAGCGCGGAACCUGGAUCAGCAGGAGCUAGUGAAACACUGCAUGGAGAAUCACCGCAGUGACCCUAACAAAGUGGUCUGUCCAGUCUGCUCAGCCAUGCCUUGGGGGGACCCCAGUUACAAGAGUGCCAACUUUCUACAGCAUCUCCUGCACAGGCACAAGUUUUCCUAUGACACGUUUGUGGACUAUAACAUUGAUGAGGAAGCGGCUUUACAGGCAGCCCUGGCGCUCUCCCUCUCGGAGAACUGA
Protobothrops mucrosquamatus (brown spotted pit viper) is the source of this 765-nucleotide messenger RNA. RefSeq names its product ring finger protein 166 (gene RNF166). The coding region runs from base 1 to 765 and encodes 254 amino acids. NCBI's taxonomy places the organism in Eukaryota, Metazoa, Chordata, Lepidosauria, Squamata, Viperidae. Gene Ontology annotation, biological process: protein polyubiquitination; ubiquitin-dependent protein catabolic process. The transcript has 6 exons. Gene Ontology annotation, molecular function: ubiquitin protein ligase activity. The record is from RefSeq and is a predicted model, not a curated record.